CGCAUCCCAAACUGGGCUGGCCCCUCCGCCGCGAUGUUGGUGGCUGCGGCUGCUGAGCGAAACAAGGAGCCCAUCCUGUGCGUGCUCCGCCAGUAUGUGGAUCCUGCCCAGCGCGGGGUUCGCGUGCUCGAAGUGGCCUCGGGCUCCGGACAGCAUGCCGCACACUUUGCACGGGCCUUCCCGAACGCCGAGUGGCAGCCGUCGGACGUGGACCAGCGCUGCCUGGACAGCAUUGCCGCCACCACCCAAGCCCAAGGGUUGUCCAAUGUGAAGGCUCCGCUGUACCUGGACGUGACCUGGAAGUGGGAGCAAUGGUGCGGGAUCCCACCGCGAUCGCUGGACCUGUUGCUCUGCAUCAAUAUGAUCCACAUCAGCCCCCUGAACUGCACUGAGGGGCUCUUCAGAGCAGCAGGACACCUGCUCAAAACCAAGGCUGUGUUGAUCACCUAUGGGCCCUAUGCCAUCAAUGGGAAGAUCUCUCCCCAGAGCAACGUGGACUUUGACCUGACCCUCAGAUGCAGGUUCUCAGACAUGGAGGACAGAGAAGGAAGAAGAGAAGGGGGAAGAUGGGAACAGGAAGAGAGAAGCUGAAUUGCCAUUUCUGAAAACUCAGGCUAGUUCCGGGUCCUACAGAGACAAAGGUACCUUACCCACAGGUACAUAGCAGGCCUGGCUCAAGCUGGGCAGCAGUUGGGGAGGAACUUCUCUAUCCUGGAGGUGUCCCAUACCAACCUUGAGGCCAGUUACCACUGAGGAGUCAAACUGGAGUUUGCCUGACCUCAAGGAGCCAGGCUGGUGGGUAAAAAGGUUAACAUUUACAAUAACUAAAAAUGGCAGAGAUGGAGGUCUACACUUAUAAUCCCAUCACUCAGGAGACUGAGCCAAGAGACUGCUGCAAACUCAAGGCCACUAGGUCUAGGCCAGCCGGAGCUAUAUGACAAGACCCUGCAUCAAAAGCUUGAUGGUUUAAAUGAAAAUGGCCCCCACAGCUCAUAUUUGCACGCCCAGAGAACCUGAGUUGCUGGGGGUGGAUUCUGAGGUUUCAAAAGUCCACGCCAGGCCCAAUAUCUGUCUAUCCGUCUCCCUUUGCCUGCUGCUGCAGAUCAGGGAUGUAGAGCUCCCAGCUACUUCUCUAGUGCCACACCUACCUGAAUAGCACCAUGCUCCUGGCCAUGAUGAUAAUGGACUAAGCCUCUGAAACUGUACACAAGCCCCCAAUUAAAUGUGUUCUUUUAUAAGAA
Messenger RNA from Rattus rattus (black rat), 1241 nucleotides. It is a transcript of the gene Mettl26, whose product is annotated as methyltransferase like 26. The transcript has 5 exons. The coding region runs from base 34 to 591 and encodes 185 amino acids. The record is from RefSeq and is a predicted model, not a curated record. Lineage: Eukaryota; Metazoa; Chordata; Mammalia; Rodentia; Muridae.